AUGUCUCGGACUUUGCGUGUCACGGAACGAGGUCGGAGGCUGAACGCCGCGCACGAAGCGAUCGAGACAGCCCUCGGCGCCCGCGCAGGCCGCACUCGGGUCCGUUCUACGCAAACUGUCGAAAUUGUAGUUGUUGUAAGUUUAGGUGAAACAAAGCACAUACGAGCACAAACCAUCCAUCCUCAAAGAUACUACGCUGAAUGUUUUGAUUGA
Leptosia nina is the source of this 213-nucleotide messenger RNA. NCBI's taxonomy places the organism in Eukaryota, Metazoa, Arthropoda, Insecta, Lepidoptera, Pieridae. The record is from the annotation of a GenBank genome assembly.